AUGAUCUCAACACUUUUCACUCACAUUAUUAACCCCUUAACCUACAUCAUCCCUGUCCUCCUAGCUGUUGCCUUUCUUACAUUAGUAGAACGAAAAGUCCUCGGAUACAUGCAAUUUCGAAAAGGACCUAACAUCGUUGGACCCUAUGGCCUUCUACAACCAAUCGCCGACGGAGUAAAACUAUUUACUAAAGAACCCAUCCGCCCCUCAACUGCCUCCCCUAUCCUAUUUCUCCUCGCCCCAAUAUUAGCCCUCACCCUUGCCCUCACCCUAUGAGCCCCCCUCCCCAUACCAUACCCCAUUCUAGACCUAAAUCUAGGGAUUCUCUUCAUUCUUGCACUAUCUAGCUUAGCAGUAUACUCAAUCCUAGGCUCAGGCUGAGCCUCAAAUUCAAAAUAUGCUCUCAUUGGAGCACUGCGAGCCGUAGCACAAACUAUCUCCUAUGAAGUCAGCCUAGGCCUAAUUCUUUUAAACGCAAUUAUUUUCACAGGGGGCUUCACCCUACAAACCUUUAACACAGCCCAAGAAACCGUCUGACUUUUACUACCAGCAUGACCCCUAGCCGCAAUAUGAUAUAUCUCUACAUUAGCCGAGACUAACCGAGCACCCUUCGACUUAACUGAAGGUGAAUCAGAACUAGUAUCGGGUUUUAAUGUAGAAUACGCAGGGGGUCCUUUCGCCCUAUUCUUCCUAGCAGAGUACGCAAACAUCCUUCUUAUAAAUACCCUCUCCGCCACUCUUUUCCUAGGAGCCUCCCACAUCCCCACCAUCCCAGAAAUAACAACUAUAAAUCUAAUAACAAAAGCAGCACUACUCUCCCUACUUUUCCUCUGAGUCCGAGCCUCCCACCCCCGCUUUCGAUAUGACCAAUUAAUACAUUUAAUCUGAAAAAACUUUCUCCCCCUCACACUAGCUCUGGUCAUUUGACUUCUAGCACUCCCCAUUGCACUGGCAGGCCUCCCCCCUCAAAUUUAA
Messenger RNA from Epinephelus lanceolatus (giant grouper), 975 nucleotides. Lineage: Eukaryota; Metazoa; Chordata; Actinopteri; Perciformes; Serranidae. The record is from the annotation of a RefSeq genome assembly.